Messenger RNA from Mauremys mutica (yellowpond turtle), 1851 nucleotides. It is a transcript of the gene ARMC7, whose product is annotated as armadillo repeat containing 7. Bases 451 to 1023 code for a protein of 190 amino acids. Gene Ontology annotation, molecular function: protein binding. The transcript has 4 exons. Lineage: Eukaryota; Metazoa; Chordata; Testudines; Geoemydidae. The record is from RefSeq and is a predicted model, not a curated record.
GGUUCUAUCCCUUGUGGAGAAAAGCAUGAAAAUGUGAUCCAGUGCAGCCUAAAGAAACCCCCCAGUAAAUAGAAAGGAACAAAAAUGGAUUAUUUUCUUUGAAAAUCUUGUGGUUUUUAAACCAAUCUCAUUAUUUUGUGCAUCUUGACUCUCAAUUUUUGAAUAUUUGGGAUUGGCAAUAGUGCAUUUUAAGCAUAGAGGGCGCUUCCACCCCAUUCAAAGUGGCCUCAUCUACUCUAGGAAAAUCAACAUAAAUCCACCAAAGGUUGCAAUGAUGGAAACUGUAGUGUAGGUGAGGAGCAGAGGUUUUUACCAGCAUUAAUCUAGCCCUACUCAGAAGACACUACAGUAAAGACACUCAUGGGUAGUCUAUGAUACACUAAUGGAGCUGCACCAAUGCUAGACCAAACAUGGGACAAUUGUCAAUGAUUCUCAGUGCAGAUAAGCACCAUGUCCCAAAAGCAGCGGGAUUUGCUGGAACUGGGGCGGCUUGAAUACUUACAAGCGCUGGUCACCGAGUUCCAGGUAACAGAGAGUCCAGAAGCCAAGGAGCAAGUACUGGCUAAUCUAGCCAACUUCGCCUACGAUCCCAAGAACUAUGAAUAUCUCCGACAGCUUCAAGUCCUUGACCUGUUCCUGGAUAUGCUCACAGAGGACAAUGAGAUCCUUGUGGAGUUUGCAAUUGGUGGUCUUUGUAAUCUCUGUCUGGAUAAAACAAACAAGGACUAUAUUUUGGAGGCAGAUGGGGUGGCACCUGUAAUAAACUGCUUAUCCAGCUCAAAUGAGGAGACCGUGAUGUCAGCAGUGACUACUCUGAUGUACUUGACCACACCACAGUCUCGCCAACAGACCACAGCGCUCCCAGUGGUGGAGUGCAUGCUACGUUUCUCCCUCUCAGCUAACAGGAGGCUAAGCAACCUAGCAAGGGUCUUCCUUGAGGAUUACUGCUCUCCUGUGCAGGUGGAGGAAGCCAGGAACCUGAGCAAACAUACAGCUGUAGGGAUCCCGCUCCCAAAGGACUGAUGUUAUGCAGAGCAGAUGGAGUAGUUUAAGAUUAUUAUUGCGUGAGAAGAAAUAUUCUUGACUCCAUCUUUAGAGCCCCCUCCACCUGCAGGAUAGGUCAAGAGGCUGGUGAAACUAGUGAAAGACAUUCCUAAAAAUCUGCCUCGGUUUGAAAGGGGCAGGUGGGGAGCCGGGACAUGGGUCCAGAAGACAAGAUUAGCAGCUAAACUGCUACAAAACAAAUCAUGGCUGUUAAAGAGCAGGACAAGCGACUCCUGAACCAUCAUCCAAAUAACCAUUUCUGAUGUUACCAUUUCCAGUGUGGUUGUCAGGUAAUGUAAACCCAACACAAUUCUUUUACAGCACCUUCACCCUAGCUGCAGCUAUUGCUGCCCGUCCUCUCAAUUAUAGCUUUGAAACAUGUUUAAAUCAUAGGGUCUUUAUUUCUCAGUAGGAAAGAACGCACCUUCUUCCCCUUACAAUUUGCAGUCUGAUCACAUACCUCAGGACUAAGUAUGAGCCAGCAUCCUCAUACCACAGGCACCUGGCCAGUUAAUUAGCUCUACUGAUGUUAAAUAUCAAUAGGAAUAAUGUAUUCUCCCCAACAUAGCUGGUGGGAAAGAUGCAGAUUAAGAUUUCAAAAGGAAUACUAACAGCAGACUGCAGCUCAGAAGGACAACCGGUCUUGUAGUAGCUUUUGUAAAACUUACUCUGAAUAAAACAUUAAGUGUAGACAGUUCUGGACCAGACAUUCACUGAGUACAGCAUUUGCAACCCAAACCUUAGCAGCUCAUAUUAAAGCAGGAGAACCAGGAAGUGAAACUAUCUACUUUCAUUAUGCGCCAAGCA